Molecule: messenger RNA, 2241 nt
Organism: Oryzias melastigma (Indian medaka)
Lineage: Eukaryota; Metazoa; Chordata; Actinopteri; Beloniformes; Adrianichthyidae
Product: microfibrillar-associated protein 3-like
Exons: 3
Coding region: 467-1303 (278 amino acids)
Source: RefSeq, a predicted model, not a curated record
UGCUGUUAAAGGGUUAAAGAAGAUUUUGGCUUCUUUGAGACACUUUCAGUUUGGAACGCCAGGGGGCGGAGCCACUCAGUCCAGUCCUCUUUACGGGCCUACUUUUAAUUUGAUUCUGUUUUUUUUUUUUUUUUAAUCAAAGUGCUGCUUUUUUUGAACACUCCAGUUUUACAUUUUAGCUGAACACAUUCCAGACUGCUUCGACCUGUGUACCUGUGACGCUGAGAACACGCCCCUUCCGCCUCACCUGACCCAGGAAGCUCGGAGCUCAGGAUCUUUGUGGGAUUCGGGAUCGGCGGUCAGUCGGGUUUGUUUUAGUCUCGUUCACGGACAGAAAUGCUCUUUGGUGUUUUAGAUUGUUCUUCAUUCGGAUGGUGAGAGUUUAGGAUCGUUCUGGACUUAAUGAACUCAAACCGCGAGGCUUUAAGGUUCUUCUGGUCUCCAUGAUGCUGUAGAUCCGGUCCUCAUGCUGACGCUCCACCUGUCACACCUGCUGCUGGCUGCUCUGCUGCUGGCCGGCAGGGCGGCAGGUGCUGCUCCCAACAGCUCUGAGGCCGCCGUGCCCCCCUCCACGCCGGACGUCGUGGCGAGGGAGGGGUCCAGCGUCCUCAUUACCUGUAACGGCAGCGGACUCCACGAUGAGGUGAAGUGGUACAACUCCAGAGGAGCUCUGCUCAUCGAUGCUACAGGAGGGAAAUGGCAGAUCCAGGAGAACGGCGUCCUCAACAUCACGGUGGUCUCCUUCGAGGACCGCGGCCGCUAUACCUGCGUGGCGUCCAGCGGCGGAGCUCCUUCCAGAAACUACACGGUCACCCUCCGCGUGGCCUACACCGACAGCGGGCUGGGCGUGUACUUCGUGGCGGUGUGCCUGGUGGCGUUCACCAUCACCAUCAUCCUGAACGUGGCGCGGCUGUGCAUGGUCAGCAGCCACCUGAAGGAGACCGAGAAGGUCAUCAACGAGUUCUUCCGCACCGAGGGCGCGGAGAAGCUGCAGAGGGCCUUCGACAUCGCCAAGAGGAUCCCCAUCAUCACGUCAGCCAAGACUCAGGAGCUCGCCAAGGUCACGCAGUUUAAGACCAUGGAGUUCGCUCGCCACAUGGAGGAGCUGGCACGCAGCAUCCCCCUGCCGCCACUCAUCCUCAACUGCAGGGCGUCUGCGGAGGAGAACGCCGGAGCCGAUGGAGCUGAGGGCGAGCAGGCGGCGUGGUCAGAGAUCGAAGAGCAGGCCUCGCUGUCAGAGGUCAGCGUGCGUCUGCAGAGACGAGACGUCAGGACAGCAGAGUGUCACGAGAGCAGCCUGUGAUCCACGGAGGUGAAGAACUCCAUUCAUGCCUCUGAAACGGUGGAAUGAGAUCAUCGCGUUUGAACUCUCGCCAAACUUACCUCAAAGUGAUGGAUUCAGGCCACGUCUGGGUUCUCCUGACAGACUGGUUCUCUCUUCCUGCUCAGAAGAGCUCAUUACGCUGCUCCACAUUUCAUCUCAGCUUUUCUCUCUGAUGCUUCCACAGCCAGGUGACUUCCAGAGGAAAUGUAGCAACAAAACAUCCACGUUACACCCGUCGGUCCUGCUCCGGUCCAUCGGUCCUGCUCGGGUCCGUCGGUCCUGCUCGGGUCCGUCGGUCCUGCUCCGGUCCGGCGGUCCUGCUCCGGUCCGGCGGUCCUGCUCGGGUCCGUCGGUCCUGCACGGGUCCGUCGGUCCUGCACGGGUCCGUCGGUCCUGCUCCGGUCCGUCGGUCCUGCUCCGGUCCGUCGGUCCUGCUCGGGUCCGUCGGUCCUGCUCAAGUCUGUCGGUCCUGCUCGGGUCCGUCGGUCCUGCUCCGGUCCGGCGGUCCUGCUCCGGUGGUCCUGCACGGGUCCGUCGGUCCUGCUCCGGUCCGUCGGUCCUGCUUGGGUCCGUCGGUCCUGCUCGGGUUCGUCGGUCCUGCUCGGGUCCGUCGGUCCUUUUUGGUCUGUUGUUCUUGCUCAGAUUUGCUCUUUCAGAACAACAAAAACCUGCAGGAAAUCCUCCAGAUCAAAUCCAUAUCUUUAUUUCUUUAUUUCUUUACUUGAUAAGUUUUUUUUAACAAAGUCUGAUUUCUCAGUAAUAUGCUGUGUGAAGCUACUGUCUCCACUAUUGUGAGGUUGUAGUUUUAAUGGGCUAUGAAAGACAAAUGUGGCCGACUUUUAGUUUUAAUUUAUUAUUUCAUGUUUUACUGAUCUCAUGUUGAAUAUUCAAGAAAUUAUUAAAAACAAUAUUUUAAA